AAAAAACGUAAACAGUGUUGUUGGCUGAUCAAGUGCGUUUUUUUUUGUGAUAUUGAUGGUGACAUUUUGCAGCACUGCUUGCAGAUAUAACGCAGAAACGAUAUGGGCCUGCCGCAGGUGUUUGCGACUGUGCGUUGCGUUGUGGUGUAUGAUUCGCCAAUUUUCCUCUAUCCGGGAACGUGGGCUUACGAGGAACCGUUCAAGAAGAUCCCCCGAAAGCUGUACGGCGACGAGGCGAGCUCUACCAACACAACACGCUAGAAGCCCAGCCGGCACCGGGUGCCCCGAUUGCGCCGCCGGACGGUGUCGAGCGCGCUCGUUCACAACUUUCGGGGCAGGAAUUCAACCCUUCGGAUCAUUAUCCUCUGCCUCACAAUACCUGCAGCAGCAACAGGACCGAACAGACCGCACUACUGAUUGUGGUCAAAUUUCCUGGCAGGAGAAAAAAUCCCACAAGUGUAUCGAACAGGCUGCUGAUGAAUCUCGAAAAGGCGACAAACAUUCAUCCCCAGCGGCCUAAGAUGUUCUUAGUGUUCAGUGGUGUGCGCGACCGUCAAAGUGUUAACAUUAAAAAUUUUAAAUAACAAGAUAACACUAUUAUGGUGAUGUCGUGUAGAUGUGCGCAAGUGGGUUAAGAUAACACUUAAGUACGCUUUAAGGCAUAAAAAAAAGCGAAAUGCGCGUGUGUGUGAAGGGGCGGGAUAACCGCUAACCAAACUAAGCGGCCGCGUGGGGCCCCGUGGUCUUAAGGGGCUUCAAAAAAUGGAACCCACCCCCCGCUCGUAAGUAAAAUUGCUACCCAAUCCUUCUCUAGUUUAAAACAUUGCCCUGCUAGACGCUUCAACCAAACCUACAUUUGUGUGACU
Messenger RNA from Anopheles merus, 866 nucleotides. RefSeq lists its product as uncharacterized. The record is from RefSeq and is a predicted model, not a curated record. The transcript has 4 exons. The coding region runs from base 56 to 520 and encodes 154 amino acids. Lineage: Eukaryota; Metazoa; Arthropoda; Insecta; Diptera; Culicidae.